AAACGACAACAGUUCAACCGACAAAGCGCAAGCUCAGCAAUUGGAUAACCCCUCAACUUAAGCAAGGAAUCUUUAAUAAUGAAGUUCUUCGUGUGCAUCUUGGCUUUGGUGGGCGUGGCACAGGCUGGUCUUCUGCCCCAUCUGGAUGGCCAUCAUGGUUACCACCACGAGGAGCUGCCGCAUCUGUUGGACGCCGAGAUCCACCAUUCGGAUGGCAUCCAUUUGGGACACAGUGCCGCACUUGUGCACGAUGACCACCAUCUGAACCACCACCUGGAUCACCAUUUGGAUCAUCAUCUGGUGGAGUCCCUGCCAACCACUGUGUACCACCAUGAGCCGCACCACUACCACUACGCCCGUCUGCAUUCCGCUCCGGUGGUUCAUCACCAUCACGUUGACACCCAUGCCGCCGUGGUGCACCACAAUGUGGUUCCAUCCCACUUCGAUGUCCACAGCCACUCGAACCUUCUGUCCUUUGCCAAACAUGCACUGCACAACAAGUACGGCAAGGUCAGGAUCACCGAGACCCAUUAUUGAGAGAUUCCAAAAACAUCCAUUGCCCAUAAAACCACUGACUAGCCAAACGCUCUUUUAUUGUUAAUUUAUUAAGCACUUAGUUUAGUCUACGAAAAAAAACUCAAACGAACGGGUGAAAAUUUGAAAGAUAAACUCAGGAUUUUUAUAAAAAUAAAUAUUUAAGUCCAAUGUAAAUACAGACGUGUUUUGAUUUAUA
Messenger RNA from Drosophila rhopaloa, 733 nucleotides. Its product is annotated as histidine-rich glycoprotein. The record is from RefSeq and is a predicted model, not a curated record. Bases 79 to 537 code for a protein of 152 amino acids. The transcript has 2 exons. Lineage: Eukaryota; Metazoa; Arthropoda; Insecta; Diptera; Drosophilidae.